Molecule: messenger RNA, 1026 nt
Organism: Paraglomus brasilianum
Lineage: Eukaryota; Fungi; Glomeromycota; Glomeromycetes; Paraglomerales; Paraglomeraceae
Source: the annotation of a GenBank genome assembly
AUGUCUUCCAAGUCAAAGUUAAAACAGCCCUCCUUUAAAGCAGUCUCGGCCUCAGACGAAAUAAAAUACCGACGUAAAUACAAAGAGCUGAAAAAAAAGAUCAGAGAGAUGGAAGAGGACAAUGAGAAAAUAACAUUAAAGUUGACAAGAGCCAAGAAGAACAUACAAAGACUACGAAUAGAGCGAAGUUUUCUCUUCGAACGCCUUGAGCAGACUCAACCUUUGAAUGAUUCUGAAUCAGAGCAGUCGUCUCGCGCACUACAAGUUGAAUCUGAAGAUGAUUUGAGUUCGGUUAGUAGUAAAGAGGAUGAUACGGGUGUGAAGAGGGGUGAUGGUGUAGAACAUAAGGAUUUGGUCGAGUUUACGGAAAAGCCGUUACAAGAUGCAUCGCAAACAGAAGAAGGGACAGCGGAAGAAGUGCCAACUGGAGGAAAUAAUAAACGAAGACGCGCACACAAAGACCCCAACGCACCUAAACGUCCGCGAAAUGCUUUCUUGAUGUACUGUCAGAUUGAGCGCGAACAAGCUAAAGAGGAAAACGCUAAUAAGGGGUUUCAGGACGUCACGAGGAUCCUCAGUCAAAGAUGGAAAGAUCUGGUGCCGGAAGAAAAAAAGAAAUAUUUUGACAUGUAUAACAAAGAAAAACAACGUUAUGAACGUGAAAUGUCUUCUUACGUUGGCUCCUCAUACGUCUCACCGCAAUCGCUUCCCAACGACGACAAAGUCAAAUCUGAAACUGAAAUUGAAGUCAAGCGUGAACCCGAAGUUUCGGACUUUGCAUCAUCCACUAAUUAUCUUGAUAACAACACAAACGAAGAUGAAGUUGAUAACGAUAAUGAGCAAGACAAUGAUAAUAGGGACGAUCCGGUGGAUGAUGACGACGAAAUGAGUGAGGAGGUUGAUGAGUUGAGAGAGGAUUUGGUGGAUGGUGAGGAGGAAAUGCGGGAGAGAGAAUUAGAGAGUGGUGCUGAGGGAGCGAUGGAUGAGGAUGAGACUCUUAGUGAUAUUGAUGAGGUGGAAUAUUAG